AUGGCUGACAUUCUUGCCCCUACCGUUGCUGAGAUGACUUUGACUACCUCCCCGUUGAUGAUGGGAACAGACAUGCUCCCGAGCAGCCCGAGCGACGCAGGAGACAAUGCACUUGUCUCUAUCUCGACGCGUUUCCACAUGGGCGAACGCGAUAUGCAGGAUGCAGAUAUCGUGCUAUUUUCAACAGACAACGUCGAACCAAUUUGGGGGGUUACUAAUGGAGAACGACGGAUGGACGAAGAAGUCGACGUAUCCAAGCCCAUGGCUGGCCUGGACCUCACAGCCCCAACACCCACUCUCGUUGUCGUCCCGUAUCCCGCAGACGUGGUCAACGUUAUUCUGCAUUUAAUCUACGGGUUCCCGGUGCAACGCUACCAACCACCUGCGUCUGUCCUACGCCAGGUCCUACCGGCGCUUGUCGCAUUGGGAUACAACCUGCAUGCGUUUGUCACCCCCCAUUCCGAGCUCUUCUUGCUCCUCGUCCAAGCUGCUGCAUCGAAUCCCUUGCCCAUGUACACUCUGGCCGCCCAGCAUUCCCUCGAACAACUUGCCGUCGCAAUAAGCCCAUUCACGCUCUCCGGGCCACUGAGCGAUAUUACAGAUGAGAUGGCCCAGCAAAUGGGUCCUAUCUAUCUCAAACGCCUUUUCUUUUUGCAUCUGGGACGCACUGAUGCGCUUAAACGCCUACUUCUCCCACCCCCUGUCCCACAUCCGCUCACACCCGGAUUCGAGUGCGAUGUCGAUGCCCAAAAGGCUCUGGCGCGUGCAUGGGCGCUGGCAUGUGCAUAUGUAGUCGUCGAAGGUCGCCCCGACUCUUUGGCUGCCUCUCUUAUUCCCCUUGGUGCCCAUCUACGGUGCUCCCUCUGCCGACGGAGCAUGGAGGAGCGUGUCAACUCGCUUCUCAGUGGCUGGAACGCAGUAAAAUGCACCAUUUGA
Molecule: messenger RNA, 936 nt
Organism: Rhizoctonia solani
Lineage: Eukaryota; Fungi; Basidiomycota; Agaricomycetes; Cantharellales; Ceratobasidiaceae
Exons: 4
Coding region: 1-936 (311 amino acids)
Source: RefSeq, a predicted model, not a curated record